AAAGCACUGAAAAAAAGUGUCUUAUGACUGUUUUUCACAUGACCAUUGCAGCAUCCCCAUGGAAUUCAAAUGCUUGGGAACUGACUCACAUUUAUUACAAUUGCAGUGUCCCGAGGUCAUGUCACCACCUUUGUGACUUUCUGACAAGCAAAGUCAGUGGGCAAGCCAGGUUCAGUUAACUGAGUUACUAAGUUAACUAUUGCAGUGUUUGAUUUAACUACAACACAAAAGGACAUAAAAUGGGCCAAAAUUCACUUAGCAAAUGUCUCACUUAGCAACAAAAAUUUUCAGGUCUAGUGGUUGAGGACUAUAGCUCUUUCUGAUACAUUGUAACUUUUUCAGCAAAACCAUUUUUUCCUGUUCUACGCACCAUCUAUGAACCUUCCUAGAUUAUCAUACAGGUAGUCCUCAAUUUAUAACCACAAUUGAGCCCAAAAUAUAAGUUGCUAAAUGAGAAAUUUGUUAAGUGAUUUUACAACUUUUCUCUCCACUUAAUUUUUGUUAAGUGAAUCACUGCAGUUCUUAAAUUAGUAACAUGGCUGUUAAAUGAAUCUGGUUUCCCCAUUCACUUUGCUUGUCAGAUGAUCACAAAAGAGGAUCACAUGACUCUGGGACACUGCAGCUAUUAUAGUAUCCAAAUGUAAAUCACAUGACCAUGGGGAUGCUGCAAUGGUCAUAAGUAUGAAAAAUGGUCAUAAAUUGCUUUUUUCAGUGCCAUUGUAACUUUGAAUGGUCACUAAGUAAACUGUUAUAAGUUGAGGACUACCUGUAUUUAGGUUUCUCUUUGAUGCAACUAAAAAGUUCAUAAAUAUGAAAAAGGCAAAUAUGUAUACAAUAUGAAGAGUAUAUAGUGAUGCUUGAAAGCUUGUGAUCUUUUGAAUUUUCAGUAUUUCCACAUAAGUGUGAUCUAAAACAUAAUUUCUUUACAGUCCUUUAUAGUCCUAAAAAUACAUAAAAAGAACCUAAUUAAACAAAUGAAUCAAAUCAUUAUACUUAGCCAUUGAGUGAGGAAAAUUAUCCACACACAUUUGUGUGUGGCAAAAGUAUUACUGAAUUUGAGGUGAUUGCCUUAUUGCAUGAUUCAUUUUCUCUUGAGCUUCACUUCAUAGACAGGUAUCCUGAUGUGUUUCUGUAGAAUUUGCUGAUAUAAGUUAGAAUAUGUAGUUCCAUCAGUGACGACAAGCUGUCUUGGUCCAGGGGGAGCAAAGCAAACUCAGACCAUGGUAUUGGUUUCACAAGUGGGACAAAGUUCUUAGACUGGAACACAGCGUUUAUCGUUUGCCAAAAAUGCUUUUCAUUUAUAUUUUGGUCUCAUCUAUCUAGAGAGCGCAUAUCUCAAUAGAUUUCCAACAUAUGUGCAUGGCCUUUCCCAAACUUUAAAUAGGCAGCAAUCUUUUUCGUUGCAACUCUGCUGUAUACACCAUUGUUGUUCAGUGUUUUCCUAAUGAUAGUUUCACGAACACGAUACUUGCCAAUGCAAGAGUGGCCUUUAGUUCUUAGGAUUCUUUGAGUUCCUGAAUUCCUUGAGACCUCCUAGAGUAUUACACAUUUUGCUUUUGGUGUGAUCCUGAUUGAUUAACCACUCUGAGGGAGGUUAACAACAGCACUGAAUUGCCUCCAUCUGUAACCAAUCUGCCUGACAGUGGAGUGGUAGAAUCCAAGAUCUUUGGAAAUUCUUUUGUAACCUUUUCCAAAAUGGUGAGCAUCUCUUUCAUGGUGAGAUAUCUUUUCAGAGAUCUUCAGAAAUUUUCAUUUGAGUCAUGACAUUUCCACUUACCUGUAUAGUGAAGAUUAAACUUUGCUAGUGAAGACCCACAAUUCUCUUCUUUAAAUAAGGGAGGACUUCUCACAAUCAUACCCAAUUAUCCCUUUAAUUGAAACAUCUGGCUCUAAUUUCCACUAAUGUAGCUUUGAAUUAUUUUCUUCUGCAAAUUAAAGAGCAAUUAUGUUUUUGGUUCAUUUAACUGGGUUCUCUUUACAAAUAUUUUUCAACUUACAACUACAAUUGGGAUCAGAAUUUGGGUAAGGUUAAUUAUAUCAAAUUUUAUUGCUUUUGCCACAAUUGUUAAGCAAAUCCAGCUUCCCCUCCCACCCUUGAUUUUGUCAGAAGCCAGCUGAGAAGAUCACAAAUGGUGAUCAUGUGAUUUUGGGGCACUGCAGCCAUCAUAAAUCGGCUUGCCAUCAGAAAUUGUGGGUGCUUCACCACUGGAGGUUUUAAAGAGACUGAACAGUCACUUGUCUGAAAUGUUAUAAGGUCUCCUGCUUGGACGAGGGGAGGGUGUUGUAUGGUUGUAAAUUGUGGACUACCUGUAUCUACUUUUAAGACCUGAUGAAGAACAGAUCAUGACUUAGGUCAUAUUAUUGAAUAUUUCAUAUUCAAUAAUAAAAAUCUUGAAAAUUCAAGUGCCUUGGCAAACUUAAGCUUGGCUUUAAAUGUGUGGUGUAUCCACAAAAAUUCAAGAGAAGUGGAAUGUAUUCACACUUGUGUAAUUUACAAAUAUAUCUGUUUGUUAUAACUUCAACUAUUAUCUCCUUCAAAACUGCUUAAAAAUGCACCAUGCAGAUACCAGUUCUUGCCAUCACUCCCAUUUCUUCUCCUUACACCACCUGAAACAGGUUGCUAGCCCUAUUCUAAAAGAGCAGGAUCAGCCCUACAUUUGAAAAACUUUUCAAUUUUUGGCAGAAACUGUGAUUGACAGGUGUACCUAUACUUGCAAGUUUAAUUUCUUACUAAAAAGGACACAAUUCCAAUUAUUUCAGAUGAACAAUACAGAUUAAUUGAAUAUGAAACAAUCCAAAAAGUCAUCAAAAAUUAUACACAUGCAUACAGUUAAUUAGCAUCUUACAAUGAAUAAGGAAAGCACUUAAUAAGUAGAUUUAAUAUUCAGCUAUAAUUUAUCUAAAAGUGACAUUUUGAUCAAGAUUUGAGAGAACCAAUGCUAAAAUAUUUAGAUAAAAGCUGAGCUCUAAAGUAAAGCAAGCAGGGAUGUCUCUCCUGUUUUUCAAAGAUACACAAUCUCUGAACAGGGAAGUUCUAUUUAACUCCAGAUGAAGCCUCUUAUGCUAAACAGCUUCCCAAAUUCAUCUUCCUCCUCUGUUAAAAAAACAACACCCCCCAAUCAUGGCAGACUCUAGCAAAGGCACCCAACAUGUUACUUUACAAAAGAUGUAAAGUAACUAACUUAGAUACCAUAAUAAAUACCAUAACAAAUCCUAUUUUGGGUCUAGUCUAUAUUUGAGGGAACAGACUUGACCUUAUGAACGUUUAAGCUGAGCUCCAAUCUCUUUUCCUCUUCUGACCGAUGUCGCCUAAAAGUAGUCCAAUUCCCCUUUUAUAGGUGCCGUCCCUGUGCUCCCAGGUGUGUCCAAUUUAGCACCUUCGUUGAAAGGUUGACUCCUGCGCCUUUUAAGGAGGUGAUCGGCGUCAGGUUCUCCCUGCGGACUGUUGGUCAUGGAGGGGGAACUUUUCAUGGAAGGGCAACCCCCAGACUUUUCUGUCCUGCAGGAACUGCUCUGCCCUCCUUGCCUGGAGUCCGAGUCUAGUUGCAGUCCGGGUGCCUCUUGUUCAGCCGCCUCGGAGUUCGAGCCUUUCAGCAACAUGGCUUGUUGCCUUCAGAUACCAGAUAGCAAAGCCCUCAGCUUCUUGCAGGAGAGUACACAGCUGCUGUCCCAAGCAGAGCCAAUCAGCAGUAAUCCAGGAAAGCCUCUGUGUCAGCUGGGCCGGACUAUGCAUUCCACCCACAACAUCCAUGGACCCCAACGCAAUUGUUUCUCCUCUCCUCUAAUGCCUUUUACUCCCACUGAUGCUCUGAAUCUCAUCAGCCUCCAUUGCUCCAGCCUUAAUUCAGAAACUCUAGAUCAGGCCAAGCCCCCAGAAGCUGGGAAGAUUGCUCAUGAGAAGUCUCCCAUUACUCACUCUAAAGAGCAUAAUAAUUACCAAUUGUGGAGAGCUUGUGUGGAAGAGCCCAGACUGACCCAAAUUUCUGAGUCACAGAGAGGCAGGAGGAGAGUCUUCCGCAAGCAGCCUAAACCCAGAAGGAGCUAUGAUGCUCUGGACCCAAAUUUCCAAGGGGUAACAUUUCACAUGAAAGUGUGUCUGUGUCAAAGCUAUUCAGAGGGCUGUCGCCUUAUCAUUAACACCCAAUUCAGCAGUGGAAAAUUUAGGAAAAGAAAUGGAGUCCCAUUAGCAGAAGAGUGCAAAGCUGGCAGUUCGGAAGAGGAAGGAUUCGUUUCUGCUCACAGAAAUAAGUGUUGUGCUUCCUGCAAGACUAGGAAAACACCAUUGUGGAGAGAUGCUGAAGAUGGGACCCCUCUCUGUAAUGCUUGUGGCAUUAGGUACAAAAAGUACAGAAUAAGAUGUUUUUACUGCUGGAGUAUACCAAAGCAUGGUGGGAAACCUUUCCUACAUUGUUCCAAUUGUGGAGGAAAGUUGGGCGUGGCAACUGCCCAGCAGAAAACUGGAAAAAGAUGUGGCAAUUUUGUAAAAAAUUGCAAUUAGCCGGAGAGAAAAAUUUCUUUGAGGAACUUGAACUACUUGCCUGGGAGCCUUGCAUGGAUCAUUAUUAGAUAUACUAAUUGUAUUUCCAUAGAUUUUUUUUUAUUUUGGCUUUGUAUUUUGAUUCUUCCUGGAUAUUACUCUGAUAUGAAAUUGCAGAUAUACUGUAUGUUGAACAUUUAAUUUAAAUGAAUGUGUAAGAAGGUAGAAAAAAAGCAUGGAAUAUUUAUGAAAUAGAGGUGUUUCACCUGAAAUUUCAACAAUCCACACAGCUGAGGAGAAAAUACUGAAAUAUUUUCAAGUAAUUAUUCUUCCUAAUCACAUGGAUAUUCCUUUAAGGUAUAUUGAGUUAAUAUCAAUAUCUCAUUCACUCAUAACAUUUGGGGUUGAAUCUAUAUUAAUGGCAGUGCUAUUUAAUACUUUUUAGAGAGGUAUUACAAAAAGCUGCAAAACAGCUUUUUCCUAGGUUAUUUUUGGACAAGUAGGAGAGUGAUCUUAUUUAAAACAUUUAAUAAUUAGGCCACCAUCUUCUAAGAUUUAAAAAAAAAACAUAGUCCCAUGUGAUUAAGGGACUUUUUUCCUGAUAAUAUUUGUUAAUUUUACAAUAAAUAAUUACUAUAAAGGCACAAAGUGUAUACGACAAAGUAUUUGUAUAUUUAUAGUAAACUGUCAUGUAUUAUUCAGUAUGCAGCAACAUGAUAGUUUCUUAAUGAUUCAAAAGGCAUUCAUUCUCCAGGAAGAAUUGUGUUUUGUGAUAUUGUGCAGGAAUCUUUUUGAAGUAUAUUUGUUUUUGUAAAUAGCAUUUAUAUUAGAAGUUUGAGAUUGCUAUAUUCUCUAUAGAGCAAUGUUAAAAUGAAAAACAACAGAUCUGUAUCAUGAAAUAACCAAACCAAAUACCUUGAUUUUUUUUGGUAAUUAACUAAAAUUCUGUAAUUUACUAAAAUUGAAAAUUUUGUU
This is a messenger RNA of Ahaetulla prasina, 5452 nucleotides long. RefSeq names its product zinc finger GATA like protein 1 (gene ZGLP1). The transcript is spliced from 7 exons. Bases 3452 to 4498 code for a protein of 348 amino acids. NCBI's taxonomy places the organism in Eukaryota, Metazoa, Chordata, Lepidosauria, Squamata, Colubridae. Gene Ontology annotation, cellular component: nucleus. Gene Ontology annotation, molecular function: zinc ion binding; sequence-specific DNA binding. Gene Ontology annotation, biological process: oocyte development; spermatogenesis; regulation of transcription by RNA polymerase II. The record is from RefSeq and is a predicted model, not a curated record.